Bicyclus anynana (squinting bush brown) is the source of this 2522-nucleotide messenger RNA. RefSeq names its product zinc finger protein Xfin. Gene Ontology annotation, cellular component: nucleus. Bases 302 to 2131 code for a protein of 609 amino acids. Lineage: Eukaryota; Metazoa; Arthropoda; Insecta; Lepidoptera; Nymphalidae. Gene Ontology annotation, biological process: regulation of transcription by RNA polymerase II. The transcript has 8 exons. The record is from RefSeq and is a predicted model, not a curated record. Gene Ontology annotation, molecular function: RNA polymerase II transcription regulatory region sequence-specific DNA binding; zinc ion binding; DNA-binding transcription factor activity, RNA polymerase II-specific.
UAUAUUAAAUAAUAAUAAAUAAAAUGUAUAUUGAUCUGUGUUUGCGCUUGCGGGUGUAAUUUACAUUUUAGAAAUUUAGUUUUAUUAAAUAUUUCGGGAAUUAAAUUGCUGUGAUAUUAUUAUGAGGAAGGAGUUAAUCUAAACCUAAUUCAAAAACUUGUAGUCCUUUAAUAAAACCAUUUAUAACCACAAACACCAUUUCGUAAUCCAGCGAUUCUCUACCUAUAUCUUUUCCUCAGAUUAUAGAUUUAUUUUCAGUUUGUAUUUGUACAUCAUAACUUAAAGCACACAUACUUAAAAAAUGCAGUGCUGCGUGUUUUUCUGCAAAAAUACUUUAGACGACACUACGUCUGAGGGAACAGGAAUUACUUUUCAUGCAGUACCGCGUGAUAUACAUCUCCGUGCUUCUUGGAUCCGAGCACUCGGCACACAAGACUGUCACCUGCCUGACUCUGCUGUGGUCUGCUCAGAGCAUUUUUCAGAUAAUGACUUCUAUAAAACAAAUGAUUGUGAAAGGCAGAUUCGCUCUGAAGCUAUUCCUUCAACAGGGCAGGUCAGUUUAUUUAUUAAGACUGACUAUAAGCAGAAGUGCAUGAUAUGCCUGGGCACUUACAGCAAGCUGUAUCUAAUGAGUAAAUGCAAGUUGGAGGAGGCAUAUAAACAGCUAACUGGACUAUCGUUGUGUCGAGCAAAUCUGAAGCCAACGCUCUGUGUGUUUUGUGCUCAGAGAUUGAUUAACUUCAGUAGAUUUAGAGACUUGUGCUUGAGAGCCCAUUCACUGAUGACAGAUUCACUUAAACAACAUGAAUUUAGUACUAUACAACAUACAGAAUUUAUGAACUACGCAACAAAACAUCAGCAGUGUAAUUUAACACGUACAACAGUUCGGGCAGACCACUGUGACUUAUACAUAGAUCACACAGAUGAAGACAAACAGACAUUGCCAGAGAAAUCUGUUGUUGGAGAUAUUGCAACAGUUGUGGUGAAGAAUGAAUAUGCUGACAUUGCAAAACACGAACAUGUGACAGAAACAGAGAUUUUAAUAAAGCUUGAAACUGGUAUAUUUGAAUGUGAAUUUUGUUUUGAGAGAUUUCUGCAAGAAAAUAUAUACAGGGAACAUAUGAGCAUGCAUCUGCAGGACCCAAGUGAUGCGAUACAAGUGUGCGAGCCUCGAGCAGCUGCGAGCUGCGACCCACUCACGCUGGACAAGACACGAAGCCAGAGGCUGUAUGAUCCCCUGACUGCAGACUCCAUUCGAACUUCAAAUGCCCCACUAUCCGCAAGACUUGCGGCAAAUAACGGAAACAAAGUGCAGUCAACUGAAGAAGUAGGUGCUAUCUGGAAAAACGAACAAAUCCUUGAAACUAACAUGUGUGUACCGGACAACCAAUUAUCUCAGAGCGACACUGAACCAUCUACAAAUAUAAAUACAUUGACAAAUUGUGUUGAAUAUGAUAUUUUCCAGAAAUACAAAGAAGCUGUGAUAGAUAAUCCACGCGUCAAAAUCCAGACUGGUGUGAAAUCUUAUAGUUGUGACUCAUGCCAUUAUAAAAGUGCAAAAAAAAGUAAUUUAAUUAGUCACAUGAGAACUCACACUGGCCAAAAGCUGUAUUCUUGUGAUAUGUGCGAUUAUAACUGUACACACGAAAGUGAUUUAUCAAGACACAAAAUAAUCCAUACUGGCCAAAAGCCUUGUUCUAGUGAGAAAUGCCAUUAUAAAUGUGCACAAAAAAAAAUAUCAACAGAUCAUAUGAGAACCCACACUGACGAAAAGUCUCAUUCUUGUGAGACAUGCAAUUAUAAAUGUGCAUCAAAAGGUAGUUUAAUAGAUUACAUAAGAAACCACAUUUGUGAAAAACCUUAUACUUGUGAGACAUGCAAUUAUAAAUUUGCACGUAAAGGUGACUUAAUAAGACAUAAAAGAACGCACACUGGUGAAAAACCUUUUUCUUGUAUGACAUGCGAUUACAAAUGUGCACAAAAAAGUAACUUAAUAGGCCACAUGAAAAUCCACACUGGUGAAAAACCUUAUGCAUGUGAUAUGUGCAAUUCUAAAUUUGCACGUAAAGGUGACUUAACAAGACAUAAAAUGAAACACACUGGCCUCAGUUCACAUACAAAUCCACACUGAUGAAAAUGAAAACCUCAUUAUUGUGAGACAUGGAUUUGUGUUAUCACCUUUAUAUUGUUACGGAGAACCCUAUGACUACAGCCAUAGGGUUCAUAAUCGCUCGCCCAUGUCGGGUUGUCUACGAUUGGAGAUAGCCAUAAUUUAUGACCUUGUUUACGUGGAAUUUCGUAGAACGUCUUUGGCAUACGCGAGUUUUGUAGGCGUUCCCAGAUUAAUCUGGAAAUUGUUCUGACGGCUAAUACGGCAGCCAACUUCGAAACGAAGUGAAGUGAACAUCGGAGUGACACAAGCGAUACAAGUGAAUUAUAGUGAACUUUGGACAACGAAUUGCCUACGUUUGGAAAUGUGUUUUGAUACUUGGAAGGAGUGAAAUAAAGUCUUAUACGAGUCA